AUGAAAUUCGCAGCUUUAAUAUCAGGUGGGAAAGAUAGUUUUUUUAAUAUCUUACAUUGUUUGAAACAAGGUCAUCAACUUAUAGCAUUGGCUAACCUAUAUCCUAAUGACGAAGAAAUUCAAGAUUUAAACAGUUUUAUGUUUCAAACUGUAGGACAUGAUUUAAUAUCUUUAUACAGUAGGUGUUGUAAUGUGCCACUGUUUAGAAAACCAAUCAGAAUAGAUUCUUCGAUUAACAAAGAAUUAAAUUAUGUCACUGUAUCCAACGACGACGAAAUUGAAGUUUUGUAUCAAUUGUUGAAGGAGAUCAAAUCCAAAUUGCCUGAAUUACAGGCUGUCAGUGUCGGUGCUAUCCUUUCCUCAUAUCAAAGAGUUCGUGUCGAAGACGUUUGCAACAGAUUGGGACUUACCGUUUUGAGUUAUCUAUGGCAGAGAGAUCAAUCUGAAUUACUAAGUGAAAUGGUCACUAUGUCUACACUUUCUACUCAAUACGAUGAAAACGGCAGUAGUAAUAAUGAUGAUGAAGAUACAAGUGGUAAAGGUUAUUUCGAUGCAAGGUUGGUUAAAGUGGCUGCAAUUGGAUUGAAUUCUCGUCAUUUAAAUAUGACUCUGCCACAGAUUCAGCUUAUUAUGAUGAAUUUGAAUAAUAAAUACGAGGUCAAUGUUUGUGGUGAAGGUGGUGAAUUCGAGACUAUGGUAUUAGACUCGCCGUUUUUCAAAGAUGGUUAUUUGAAAUUAAAAAAUAUGGAGAUUACAUCUGAUUCAAAGGAACAGAACAAUGGGGUUUAUAAUGCUAGAUUGAUUGUAGACUAUCAACCAAGACAAGUGUCUGAUAAUUUUUUUAAACAUGAAUUGGAAAGAUUGCCUGAACCAGCUUUGCUAGAUGAGAAAUGGCAAGAAUUGUUAGAUAAUUUGAAAAAUAAUGAUACCAUCAGUAACUUGGUUGAAAAGCUUGCAUCUGUUGAACUAACCACUUUAUCGAUUUUACCAUCUUCGUUACCAUCUGAUUACAAAUUUAUUCCAAAUGUGUCUGUUGUAGAAGUUAACGAUCUUCUUUAUAUCUCGAAUUUAACUUCCACACUUCCAUUUAUUGGAAAUGAUAAUUUACAAUAUUCUUUAGAGGCACAUAUGUUGAAUAUUUUUAAACAAUUGGAACACAUUUUGGCAUCUAGAGCAUUAUAUCCAUGCCAAAUAAUUUCGUCGUCCUUGCUUUUAACUAAUAUUGAAGCCUUUAAUAGAAUAAAUAAGAUUUAUUCCAAAUGGUUUGAUACACAAAAAUGGGGCCCUCUUCCACCAGCUAGGGCCUGUGUUGGAUCUGACCUACUGGGCCAAGAAAAUCCGAUUCAACUAUCUGUGAUUAUAGACCUAAACUCAAGUAAAAUAUGUGAAUAUCAAGAUGGUAAAAUCAAAAUGAAUAAAAAUAAAAAUGGUUUGCACGUUCAAAGUCGAUCAUACUGGGCACCAUGUAAUAUUGGCCCUUAUUCCCAAGCUACGUGGCUAAAUAGCGAUCAGGCAAAUAAAGUUGCUAGAAUUAGUGGGCAGAUUGCUCUGAUACCCAGUUCAAUGGAAAUGUUACCAAAAAACGAUUACUUAACACAGGCUGUGUUGUCUUUGAAACAUUUCAAUACUGUGAAAGAAACAAUUGGCACUGAAAAACAAUUAUUUAUGACUUGUUUUGUACGUGAUGCAAAUAUGAUAGCUAUCAUAUCUAAAACAUGGUCAUUAUAUUGUCGCGAAAUGUCAUUAAAAUCUUCAUUAUGGUUUGAUAAGGAGGAUGAACAAUUAGAAAGUUUGAUUAUUGUUAAAAUCUCUGAACUACCAAGGAAUGCACUAUGUGAAUGGGGUGGGGUUGCAUGUGAAUCUUUAUAUAUUGAAGACAUCUAUGACGAUUGUUCUGAAGAUGAACAAAAAGAAGAAGAGGAAAAAGAAGAGCCAAGUAAAGAAAUGGAUUCAAAUAUUGCCGCCGAAAUGGGUUUAUAUAAUGAUAUCGCUGUAUCAAAGGGUACAAACCACAGACAUUUUGUCACUGGGUUCUGUAAUGACGACAAUGCGAUCAUAUUAUUUUUAAAUAGAAUUAAAAAUGGCCACUUAACUUUAUAUUUUAACCCAAGUAAAUGCGGUUCUUCUUCUUCUUCUUUAGUUUUGAAUCAGUUAUAUUCUAAGACUAAUCUUGAAAUGUAUCCGGUAGAGAAAGUUUACGACUAUCGAGGUAAUGAAUAUAAAUAUGGUUAUCAAUACUUCUAUUAA
Messenger RNA from Arxiozyma heterogenica, 2247 nucleotides. RefSeq names its product diphthine--ammonia ligase (gene DPH6). The transcript has a single exon. Bases 1 to 2247 code for a protein of 748 amino acids. Gene Ontology annotation, biological process: protein histidyl modification to diphthamide. NCBI's taxonomy places the organism in Eukaryota, Fungi, Ascomycota, Saccharomycetes, Saccharomycetales, Saccharomycetaceae. Gene Ontology annotation, molecular function: diphthine-ammonia ligase activity. The record is from RefSeq and is a predicted model, not a curated record.